Messenger RNA from Tachysurus vachellii, 1353 nucleotides. RefSeq names its product cilia and flagella associated protein 107 (gene cfap107). The record is from RefSeq and is a predicted model, not a curated record. The transcript has 4 exons. Bases 718 to 1353 code for a protein of 211 amino acids. NCBI's taxonomy places the organism in Eukaryota, Metazoa, Chordata, Actinopteri, Siluriformes, Bagridae.
UAAAUUCAAGAAAGUAUUACACACAUAUACACACAAUGAUGAUAAUUCAUCAUUGAGGUGACACACAGGAAUAAACUUCUAGCACGUAAGAGCUAUUACAUUUCUAUGAAAUUUUCAUAAAAUCAUGAGCCAGAAUCUCAGAGACAUUUUCAAUGGGCAGAGCUCCAAAUCUAAAACUAAAACCACAAACUUCUACAAUGCAUGCAAAAGUUUGUACACCCGUAGGACAAAACGGCUGAUAAAAAUCACUAAUAAUGUAAUUUAUGUAUGUAAUUUAAUUAUCCUCUGUAUAUUUCUGUGUAUUUUGUAUUUUUGUAUUAUUUUGGCUCAUUAAUAUUAACAAGGCAAUUUUACGUCUACCAUGAAGAAGUUAUGUAUGCCAUAUUAGUACACUGGCAUUUCUUUUCUAUAUUCUGGAAGAUGUUUUUCUUUUUUCUUUUCUUUUUUUUAAAUAUCAGUCUUUAUAUCUUAUCUACUUCUCAGACCUUGCAGACAAAACCUCAUUUAUAAAUUCAUUCAUCAAGUGAUAUUCGUCAUAUGGAAUAUGAGCUUCUUUCUUAAUGAGUGUUUACCUUGUUUCUAUAGUAACAAACCGCUCCGUCCUUCCCCCCUGCUGUGACAGCGUUACAAUUGAGCUGCGAUCGUUUCUGUCUUCAUUCUGAAUGUAAAAGUGCUGGAGUUUCUGUUGCACUAGGACACGGGGAGGUAAGGUGCAUUAUGCAAGAAAAGGACAUGACUUAUGAUAAAUGGAAGCAGCCAGGAUGGAGGAUUGAACAGAAAUAUGCCGACAAAGUGCUCAUAGGCAACUGGGCUGAGGAGAGACUGCAGUUCUCUCAGAAGUGUAACACAGCACAAAGUAGCAACAGGCUGGACUUCAAGCCUCAUCCAGACCACAAACCAGAUGUGAUCGUGAGGCGGACGGCGAUUCGUAGAUCUGAGGGUCUUCCUACCAGACUCCUUUUCUCCCACCAUAACACACCCACCUCACAUUACUUGGUCACACUCUAUGACGAGUCUUAUAGUCGACAUAGCUCCACUGGCCUUCCCAAGCUCCGCACAUGGCACACUGACAAGAUGGGUUGGAUCCCUGAGAAGUCAGAUCAUCCGCUUCAUGGCCCUCCGACCAACUACGGUCUGACAGAGCUUUGGCGAGCGCAGCUGGAGAAGCAGCAGGCGGGGUCGCACAUGCACAGUAUGUACAGAGCGGCUUAUCCAGUGCAUCCCACAGAUGCAUUCUGUCAGCCUCGACAUGCCAGAGCGCCACGCCUGACCUCCGUCAGAAAGAAGGACCUGAAAAUAAACCACAUGCCAGGAAAUGCUGCUAGACCAAUGUCACCUCUGCCAUGUGUAUAA